Akanthomyces muscarius is the source of this 216-nucleotide messenger RNA. RefSeq lists its product as uncharacterized. The record is from RefSeq and is a predicted model, not a curated record. The coding region runs from base 1 to 216 and encodes 71 amino acids. NCBI's taxonomy places the organism in Eukaryota, Fungi, Ascomycota, Sordariomycetes, Hypocreales, Cordycipitaceae. The transcript is spliced from 2 exons.
AUGCACAUCUACUUCACAUUGCCCAUACCCGAGGGCGUCGGUGUCGGCUUCCUCUCCAUCCGACAGUUCCCAAUGACCCCGAGCUUCCCUUGGGAAACCCCACCCACACACCCAGCGCCGCCUGCGACGUCGUACGAAGGGGAUGAGAUGUUUACUGCGCAGGCAAAAGGAAAGCGUCAGAGCGAACAAGACUUGCUGCCCUCUCUUUUCUCGUAA